UUAAUUUUUUAUUUUCCUUUAUAUUUUUUGAAUGAAAUAAGGAUCUCUAUGUUUUGGUUUUUAUUGAUUUAAGUUAACUUCAUGAACUUUAUUCUUUUGGGUUUUGAUUUAUCUGUUGGUUUAAUGUUUUUAUUUUCUUGAUUUCUGCCAACAGUUUGUUUGAGGUUUCUGUUUUGUUUCAUUUGAAUGAUCUGUUUUUUUCUUUUUCUUAAUUGCUCUAUUUGUUUUCAUUACUAUUUAUGAAAGGUUUUUGGAAUAAGAAAGUGAAUUAAGGAUCAUAAUUCAAGCUAUGUAUGUGCAUGCAUGCAUGUAUGUGCGCGUAUGGAUGAUUGUGAUGAUGAUCAGGACAAGACAUGAUAUGAUCUGAUGUGUCUGUUCUUUUACUGUUGGUCAUGUUCUUACUGAAUUGAGAUUUCUUUUUAAAUGUUUUGCCUUUUAAGCAAGAACCGCUCAUUUUACUUGUUCCUCUUUUUUCCUUUUUUUUAUAUUUUAAUGCACAAGGCAUGUCUUUAGAUAUUGAUUUUCUUUAUUUUUUUCCUUUUUUAAUUUAUAUAUUAUUGAUUAAUAUAAGAUAAUAAAAUUAACAGAGAUAAAGUUUUGGAACUGAUUUCAAUUCUCUUAAGGGGAUGGACAUAUGCUCUGUUUUAUUGUUUUUGUUAAUUACUUUUUUUGCUUCAAGAAGCAAAAAAUCAAAAGCAUACACAAGAAUAAACAAUAUUUUUGAUGGAUUAAAUAUUAGAGAUGUAAUCUUUUUUUUUAAAGCAAUAUAUAUGAUUAUAAUUUACUUUCAAUUGAUCUUAUAUUUUAGUCAUUUAUUCAUGUUUAAUCUUUUUUUUUUGUUUAACGAUAAUUUUUUUUUGUUUAUAGCAAAUUUAGUAGAAAAAUUUUUAAAAAGGAACAAAAGUAACAAUCUGAUAGAACUUUCAGCCUCGUUAAAGUUGCUAGCCAAUUUUAUAGGAUUUUCCCAAAGGCGAUUACAGAAUUAGAGUCUGAUGUGUUGAGAUAUUUUUGGUACAUAACCUAAGGUCCAUAAAUGGUUAGAAAGAGAGGUCAGGAAUACACAAAUAUCAAUUCAAAUAGUAUUCAAGAUCAAGAAUUGAGCAGCCAUAGGUUUAUGUACAAAAAUAUCUAGUAUAUCUUGUAUUGGACACUUUAAAGAUGGAAACUUAAGUAUGUUUUUUAUUGCAGAUUGGCUUUCAUCUUUUGCUACUUGUAGAAAAGGGUAACUUUGUUUUUUCUUUUGACAACAACAUCAAAACAAGCCUCUUCCCACUUUGCAGUCAGCUAUAAGGGCCCUUUCUUUAAAGUUGUUUUUGUGAAAACCUCAUUAAUAUAGGAAAGUAAUGUUAAAGAAGUACAAAAGAGUAGGAUAGUGUGAAGCCAAUCAAUAAUGAAUAGCAUAUUCUUUUCUAAUUCGUAGUCACUAAUCGAGCUUGUUUAUAAUGCUAAACGAGGGUUUUGGCUAUGUAGGCAAGCUUGAAACUAAGACUCAGCCUAGCUUGUUUAUUAAGUGCAUGACCAUAAAUUUCAAGGGAGUUGGGUCUUUUAUCUUUUUGAUAAUUACUUUGGAACAUGUCUUAUUUCUCGGGAAUAAAAGAAAGAAAAACAAAAAUAUUUUAAAGUUUUUAGUUGCAUGAGUGAAUAACUUCAUCAUCACAGUUAAAGUCCAAUGAAUACAAGAAAGACUACAUAAAUAAAUAAUUAGUAUUUGGGAAUGUUUUAUAAUUACUGCCCGAUGGAGUUUGUCUACACUCUUUAAAGCUUUUAGACAAAAAAUUAAGUGUUUUGGCAGUGUUUCUUUUCAUAUGAAAAAGCUUGAUAAGAAGGCUCAACCAGCUUCUUGAAUACUUUGUUAAGUGGGGAUCAAGCUGCUCAUGUAACUUUCCUCCUUUUACUUGUUUAUUUUGCUAUUUGCUUUUUGUAAUUUUGAAAGUAACAGAGGAAAAAAGUUUGUGUAGAUAGAAAAGUAGUAUUUUGAAUUAUUUAAAAUCGAACUUACACUUUUUGUGAAUAGCACAGUGUACAAUUUUACUCAUACAUUGAACAACUAUAUAUUAAUUUUGUCACAUUUUAGCAAUUUAUUCAUUUUCAAUCUAACAUGAUUUUGCUAUUUACUAGUUUUGCUUUUUAGCAAAUUUUAAGGGAGAAAAAAGUCAAGUAGCAAAAGUAACAAGCAGCAUAGCAUUAGUUAACUUGCAUCUCUAAUUGUAAUCUGUACACCUUUAAAAAUUGGUUUUAAGAAUCAGCACCUUUCUGAAGCUCCCUAAUGUGUCUUUGAUAUAUGUGCCCAAAGGCGUUCAUGAUCUACUGCACAUAAAUACUUGUGGUUAUAUAUGUGUUUAGUUCCUCUCAUUUGUUUAUAAGAAAUGAAAAGAAAUAAGGGAGAAAAACUAGAUACAUACACAAGGCAAAAAUGAUUUUAUAUUCCUCAUGUUAUGCCUGCAUUAACUCUGCGGUUUCUGAAUCUCAAAUUAUCUUUGUAUGUUUUGAUCUGUGAGAUUUCUUUUCUUAUGUAAUGUUCUGCUUAGGCUGCUUCCAUCUUUGCAUAUCAAAGAGUGUGGUGUAUUUUUCCUUCCUACGUGAGAUUGACUUUGUAUGCAUUUUUUGCAAUUGGCCAGGUUGUUGUAGAUUUUAGACUUUGGAAGCAUGAACCCAAAACCAGAUGGUACAAACCACCCAGAAACUAAUGCAAAUAACAAUAAACCACCAACAGUUCGGUCUCAACCUUGGUGGUGCAGCACACGGCACGAUUCCUUCUUAACAGAUGUUUUAGGAGAAAGCAGUACAAGCUUAUCUCCAGCCAAACACCCAAACGGAGGUUUAGAUGCCAAAACAAGUGAAUCUCUAAGCGUCGAUGGGAUUGAUGAUAAAAUUUGUUCUAGUAAAGAAAUGCCUUUAACUAUAUUGUCCGAUCCAGAUGGAAAAUGUGGAUAUGAACAGCCAUAUUUACAGCAUGCUAUACCCAUUAUACAUCCAACAAUGGGUGAAUAUGUAGCACCACCAACCCAGCUGGAGCUUGUUGGCCACUCAAUUGCAUGUCUAUCCUAUCCAUAUGCAGAUUCAUAUUAUGGGGGAGUGGUGCCUCCUUAUGUACCUCAAUCUUUGGUACAUUCUCAAUGUCUUGGAGUGCAUCCUGCUAGAAUGGCAUUGCCUCUUGAAAUGGCAGAGGAACCUGUUUAUGUGAAUGCCAAGCAAUACCAUGGUAUUUUAAGACGAAGGCAGUCACGCGCAAAAGCUGAGCUGGAAAAGAAACUGAUCAAAGUUCGAAAGCCCUAUCUUCAUGAGUCUCGACAUUUACAUGCUAUGAGAAGGGCAAGAGGAUGCGGAGGCCGUUUCUUAAACAUGAAAAAGCUUGAUAGUGAUGCUUCUAACGCCACUUCUGACAAAGGCAAUCACACUAGUUCCAAUCUUCCAUCACAAUAUCCCAACAACUCAUCAAGUGACAGAUCAAUUCCCAAUCGCAUGUCCCAGAAUGCCAAUUCAUCUGUUGGUCAUCAAGAAGUAACAGAAUCUGAACUUCACGGAACAAAUGUGCAGCAGGCAUGCUCCAACAGCAAUGGCAAUGGCUGCUAUCCGCAUCAUCAAGGGUUUCAUUUCUCUACCUCUCAUUCACUUCCAGAUAAAAUGACGGAAGGAGACUGUCCAAGGCAGCAGCAUGAGAGAAUUGUGGCGAACGGGGUGCCUCACAGGGCCCUGACAAUCAAAUGAACCUUCCUAUGGGGUGAAGUGUCUCUCUAACAUUGCUUUUGACCUGAAAUGUUAUAUAUUACUAUUAGUCUUUAUAUGUAUUCUGGUGUUCUUUAUCGUGGGCCCCAUUGUUUCACCACUCCAUGCUUUCCUGACAUGUUGUGGAUGUUUCUUAAUCGCCUGCUAAUGGACACUGUUAGAAGGUCGUGAAGCUGGAGUCAUUUGAUUCUAACCAUAUCCACCGGGAAGACCCCCAGAACCAUGUGUUAUAUAUGUUGACUGGCAAUUCAUUCUUGGCUUAUCUUUGUUUAUGUGCUAUAGAGGUAGAUUGGAAGAAGGGAAAUGUGACUUUUGUAAUUGGUAUUUUCACUCUCAAAAUUAACCCUUUGUCUUUUAAUUUAUAAUAAAAUAAUAACAGUAGCAUUGUGUGAAAUGAAUCCGAAGUCAUUCUGUCUGUCUUCUGAUGUCUUUCAUUCCCUUUUAAUUUUCCGUUGACUACUAUAAUGGAGGAUGGUAUUUUCAAAUAAUUUUAUCUUCUUGCAUGAAGAGAUCAUUCUUUACUUUUGUUGGUGAUUAUGUUUUUGUCAUUUUGAUUCGUUGGAUGUUUUGAAGAAAUUAUAAGGGAGGAACUGCCCUCAAGCCAUGGGGAUUAUGUUAAUCUUGGUAUGAUCACAAUUGUUGUUCAUAUUUCUGGUUGAAGAUUGCCUGGAAGACAGAUAGAGAGGCCCGACACGUGAGGGCCUGGCAACGAUUUAUCAUGUGACUUUAUCCAUCGAUUUUCAGCACCCCCAACGUACUACGGUACUGAUCAUGUGAUCGUUUGUCAGCUAACACGCAUUAUAGGCUAACUUCAAGUAGGACCCGUCUUCAGUUCUUGAUGCCCUUCGCCAGAGUGGAGGCUGGAAAUUAUUGUUGUUAUUUUCUGUAGCAGAGCCAGGGUUACGAAUGUCGGCCAACUUAAACAAUUUUAUCCAAAUCUCAAUCUAUCCUGACCACUCUAACUGGUCGCUAGAAAUUUUCUGGUUUCAGGGGUAUAUAUAGCACAACAAAAUAGUUUUUUUUUUUUUUACCAAGAAAAUUAUCUAAUCCAAAUGAAUGAUCUAUGAAAUAAAAAAAUAUUUUUUUGAUAUAAGAUUUUGAUUAACUUUAACUCAUGCCUAUAAAUACCUGUAAAGCUGGAUGUAAUUUUUGUUUUAUGAUGUAGUAUUUUAAUUUGAAGGUUAAGGCCAAAACCUUCUCGUACGGGAAAAUGGCCUUAGAAAAGGAAAGUAUCUGCUUAAGUAUGAAGGCGGCAUAUAUCUAUAGAAACUGAAAGAAACUUGCUCUGUCUGGUCUCAUUUGUGGGCUCCCCCACCCCAGGCCCCAUCUGCAAAAGUUUGGUAAAGAUUUUCACUAAUUUUAACUUAUAGUCGCUCUGUCAACCGA
Messenger RNA from Durio zibethinus, 5112 nucleotides. Lineage: Eukaryota; Viridiplantae; Streptophyta; Magnoliopsida; Malvales; Malvaceae. The record is from RefSeq and is a predicted model, not a curated record.